UCCCUCUCCGCGAGGAGCGAAUGCCAACGGACUACAUCAGCAAUCGCUACAUGUCCAAGCUCGGCGUUCCACCGCAGGCCUGGGAGGAAUCCCUCGAUUUCGAUGAGGUCGCCAAGUAUUUCUCCAUGACCGUCGCGGAGGCCGCCAAUAUCCUUGGUGUUUGCCAGGCGACUCUGAAGCGAAUUUGCCGAGAGAACGGGCUCUCCAGAUGGCCGCAUCGAAAGUUUAUGGGUGGAAAAAGCGUGGAAGAGAUCAAACAAGAUGCUUUGAGAGCCAAGCAAUUCCAGGCUCAAGAAAAAAUGUAUAACCCACAACCCAGCAACUAUGGUCAAGUUCCUUCUCAGGCUUACGUGAUGCAAACUACACACGCGAAUUUACGACUGAGCACAACUGCGACGUAUAGAACGAAGAUGCCAAUUCCAUCCUUUCUGGACGACUUCCGGAACGGUUAUCCUCUCAAGAACUUGGAUGCUGUCUCUGAUCGCUGGUGGGGAGGUUCUCCAGAUGUGGAUGAUACCAGCAGCGAUCAAGCUCAAGCUCGCAGCGCAGAUUUUGCCGAGUCCGUGGUGGACGCGACGCAGCUGGUAAAUCUUCGCAGAAAACGAGCGGAAUCACUGGAGAGAGCGCUUGCUUCACCAAUCUCCAGGGGCUACGAUGGAUCCAAAGUCGAGAGCAGCCAAGAGGAAGUUCUCAAGUUUGUGUUUGGAGAGGAGAUGCCACAGCAGUGGACUUACGCAUUUGAUUGAAACUACUCGAGGUAGCUUUGCUUUGUUUCGUGGGAUCAGAGGCAAAAGAGAAUUUUUUCACAGGAACAUUGCUAUUUGCGGGAAGAGCUCAAGAGUUUGGAUCGAGGAUCAUUCAUCAUUUUAAUCGGAGAAUCAAAGUACCCACCAUGGUUCUGUGCCAAAGAUAUUUCCAAACCAAAGCACAUUCUUUUUUCCGUGGUACCGUACCACUCUCUUUGUAUGAGUAGACGAUUUCAUGCUUUUACCUGUCUUUUUAAUUGGAGUUUAGUUGUUUUCCAA
Molecule: messenger RNA, 1025 nt
Organism: Selaginella moellendorffii
Lineage: Eukaryota; Viridiplantae; Streptophyta; Lycopodiopsida; Selaginellales; Selaginellaceae
Product: protein NLP5-like
Exons: 4
Coding region: 21-746 (241 amino acids)
Molecular function (GO): DNA-binding transcription factor activity
Source: RefSeq, a predicted model, not a curated record